Molecule: messenger RNA, 369 nt
Organism: Penicillium brasilianum
Lineage: Eukaryota; Fungi; Ascomycota; Eurotiomycetes; Eurotiales; Aspergillaceae
Source: the annotation of a GenBank genome assembly
AUGUCUGAUGGAAAAUACACUCUUUGGACGGUGGAGGAAGAAGACAAUCUUCAAGAAUGGAUGUCUCGUCAUCAGCAUUUGCCCUGGAAGAAAAAGCGCGAGGAAUACUUCAGGCAGACUGGGAAAUGGAGGUCUAUCAGCUCGCUACGUAGCAAGCUCGAACAAUUAGACCAGGGCAUUCGCAGGCGACGCCCUCUCUAUGAGGAGGUUGUCCAACCUGCCUAUGCACAGAAUAUACGCCUUCAGCGAAGCCUUUUGGAGGAGCUCCCUCUUUCUCCCCCACCGUUGAUCUUGAAGGCUCCCGAUCCAGUGGCCCGUCGAAUACUGGAGCAAUGGCGGCAGGCUGAGAAACCCAAGUAUACAGAGUGA